CCUAUGGUUCCUCCCUUGCUUCCUCGUCGAUUGGUGGUGAGUGAGUGUGUGUGUGUUCGUGCGUGUGUGUGUGUGUGUGUGUGUGUUCGUGCGUGUGUGUUGUGCCCUCUCUGGCGCAUGCACUCUAUCUGCUGCCAUGCCAUGCCAUGCCAUUCCAUCCAUCCAUCCACGCACACACACAUACAGACCGACAGCCAGACGGACAGAAUCAAAACACAUCACACAUCCAUCAGCCAAGACAGACAGACAGACAGAUAGGCGGCUACGAGAAGCGGUCCGUCCGUGGGAGUGUUGCGUGGAUUUAGUCAAGGGCGUGGGUAGAGAGACAGACGUGUGGCUGCCUGCCACUGGUGGCACAGCACGCCUCCCCUCCCCUCCCCUCCCCUCCCCACGCCCACCAUGCGGCUGGUCAAGUACAUACAUACGACACGGGUCAGGUCACCCUCCGCUUCUUGCUGCGUGUGUUGUAGAUGUGCGUGGGCUCAUUAUCAUCGGCAGCGGUAGCAGCAGCAGCAGCGGGGAGGGUGGUCUCCUGGUCGGCGGGAUUGUGGGCCGCCGCAGCAUCCGCCGCCGUCACCCUCGGCCGCUUCCUGCCGUCGCCCGCCUGAUGGUUCUUCCUCCGCGCCUUGGCGCCUCGCUGUCUUCCCUCAUCGAGCUGAGUGUCCGCCGCCCUCUUGUUGUUGAUGUGUCGGGGCGGCGGGAAGAGCUUGCGCAGCUUCCUGAUGGUCCUGCACCCAUCACACAACGGACAGAGAUCACACGGAUGAGAUGUGGCAUCCCCGUCUGUGUGUGUGUGCAUGUGUGUGUGAUGGACAUACUGAUAGUAAGACUGCAUGAGCUCCUCCCACUCGUCCUUAAGGGCCUUCUUCAUCUGCGACACACACACACCAACCACCCACACCGCCACACAAUGACGAGUGAGCCCAGCAGCUGCGGCUGUCUGUCCAUCAUGUAUGUGUGUAAUGGGAUGGUUCGUGUGGAAACAUACACGCAUCGCAUCGCAUCUCCUCUCCUACUCUCGAUGUAAGAAUGUCAUUUGUGUGUGUGCCGUACCUGCUGUUCAGUGAGGUUGCGAUCAUCGUUCCACAUGUGACACAUGCGGAAGUAAGGCAGAUCCUCCUAAUCGAUGACGGCACAGCAGCAGAGGGGAAACAGUGCAGACAGUGACCCCGCACACAAAGCUACCGUGCUACUGUUCUACGGCAGCCAUGGCUAAUGCCUCCCUCCCAGCCUCACUACCCGUCUCCCUCCCUGCCUGUCUGCCUGGCUGACCGCCCUCCGUCACUCACUCACCUUGUCCUUUGAGACGGGAUGGGGCUCGUUGAUGUCCUUGCGCAGCCGCUCCUCGACACUCAGGCGGUAGGCGGAGGCUGUCGAGCAGGCUGUCAGCCUCCUCGCCACUACCAGGAGCCAGGUAGGAGGGCGGGAUCUUUGCCGGCAGGGGGUGCGGCAGCAGACAAGCGAGUUGCAGUACCUCCGUCAUCCUAAUUGACAGAUGCCAGCCAACGAUAUGCGCAGCCAGGAGGCAGGGAGGGAGGGGAGGAUAGUGUGUGUGCGUAAGGCAGGUGUCUGCGUCAGUGUCGACCGACCUCGUGGCUUGCUGCUCGGUCUCCUUGACGUUGAGGGCGAGGCAGUCGAUGCUGGGGAUGACGUGAGGCUGCAUGGCGUCCCCCUGCACCGCGACAUGCAGGUCACGGACACACAAGACAGCCAGACCUGUUAACAGCUCGACUGCACUACUCCUCGCUGGCUUGUCACUCACCUGUCGGCGUCUGUGUCGCCUGAUGGCCCGGUUCUCCACAGACUGAGUGAGACAGCCAGCCAGAGCCAGCAAUGAUCAACAAACACGCCUUUGCGAAAGCCCCGUUAGCGUGUCUUACGCCUGGUGCAGCCGUGGUGAGGGGGCGCUGGCCGUGACAGAGGACAAUCUGAUGUAGGCACACACAACGCACAGUCGCAUCAGUCGGAUGGAUGGCUGGGUCGUUGGUUGCUUCUCAGAUUAUGUGACCGAGUCGUAGUGCAGGCCGCUGAGGUGUGAGAGCCGCAUUGGGUGGGGACUGCAGGCGCUGCACGUCUGGUGACGCAACUCUGAAAGGACAGCGCAGCGACAGAGGGCGGGCACAUGACAUGCCUGUGUGAACGUGUGUGUGUUUUGCUGCCUAGGUGUCUGUCAAUCAAGGUGGCUACGGUACCGCUGGUGGAUGCGUCGUAUAUUUCUAUUCUGCAGUCGUACAUCUGCGACAUGGCCUGGAUCUCCACUUCAUCGCCCCACUCUAAUCAAUCAACACCGCACAGCACAGUGAGACGUAACCAUGACGAUAUACACGCGUCACCCCUCCCUCCCUCCCUCCCUCCCUCCCCCGCUCCCUGGCUGACCUCUGUCUUGCUUCAUGCGGUGGACGUGCUCUUCGAAACGCUCUCCCCACACAAACUCCUGGAAAUACUCACGGUUGGCCUCCUGCAUGCAUAGCAUACAGACAUUGGGCUGAUUGAUUGUCGCCCUCUGGGAGUGGAGUAUGUAUCUGUGUGUUGUGGACCGGACCGACUGACCAUGUACUCCAUGCACUUGGUGCGGACGAGUCCGUGCAGGUCUUGGUCGCCGUACAUCUGAUCCGCCACCGAACGAAACAGACAAUUGCCGUCACACGCUGAACCGAACACACACACAUACAUCCACACAUGCAAGGCACGAUGACCAAUGGGCCUUGAUCUGUCUGAGUUGUUUACGAAUGUCAUGGACGGUGUAGCGGUCAUCGAUCCUCGGCUGCCCCGCAUCCGGAUCCACCUUCCUCUGCAUCCACCUUCCUCUGCAUCCACCAUGGACGGGACGGACGGACGGACACCCACACACCAGACCGUACAGGAUUCAAACCAUAUGACGCACUUUCGUCGUGUUGUUGUGUGCCGCUCACUGACUGACCUUUUUCCGCCCCUCGCUCCUGUCCACAGACCGUUUCCCUCGCCCCCCGCGCGACGUCAUGCCCGACCGACCGGUGCCAUGGUGGCUUUCACCACCACCACCGCCACCCCCAGCGGCUGCUGCGGCUGCUGCUGCUGCUGCACUACUGCUAUUGGCCUCGCCGCCAUCCCUGCCCCUCUUCCUGCUCCUGGUGCUCAUACCCACGUCCCUGGCGGCCACGGCCGGCACACCGCUGUCGAUGUCCAUGCCAUCCCCCACACUCCGCCGGCGCUUCUGGCUCCGGCGGGACAUGCCACCAGACGCCGCACUCGCCGACGCGGCUGCGGCUGCCGACGAUGCACCAGGGACACCGUUGGGCAUCAUGAGGCCGGCCGGGAGCACGUCGGACUCCGACCGUUUCCCGCGUCUGGUGCUGUCGCGCGGGGGCCGCCCGCCACUCGACGCCCCCGUGUCGUUGAGGGCGUUGUGGAGGGCGCGGGUGCGGCUGCGCGUCCAGUGUAGGGGGAGUUCGGACUGGGACUGGCCGUUGGUAAGGCCCAGGCCGCUGCUGGCCGGGACGGCCGCUGAUGCCGAGCUGGGUAUCUCUGCCCCUGGGGGUGGGGGGUAGAGUGCGAGGGGGGACACGACGUUGCGAUCGAUGGCUACCUUGACCGUCACGACGUCACGCAGCUGGACGAACGCCGGGGCAGAGUCUUCGACACCCAUCUGGUGGAUGGAUGGAUCACACACACAGAGGGAGGGGGCGGGGAGGGAGGGGGAGGGGGAAAGACGUGUCUCAUGGUGUGGUGGUGUUGCGCUCUGUCGGUUGGUGUUACCUGCCCGACUUUGGUAUCGUCCAGGGUCUGCUGAUAGAUCAGCUGCAAAAACUCCGUACCAACUCCUGCACACACAACACAACACAAGACAGAGAAUGCCGCUCUCCCAUCCCCGUCUCCGUGCAGUGCAUCGCACUGACCUUUUCUCUGGUAGUGCGGGAAGAUGAGGAACUGCGAGAGCCGGAGGCGCCUUCUCGAUGUCGACGGGCUCCAGAACGUGUAGGCGGUGGCAAAUCCACACAGGCUCAGACACCCCGGCCCGCUCGACGCACGGGGUCUCAGCUUGCGGCUGUUGGACGGGUAGUCACCGCCGCCGGGCGACGUCAGGGGCCGCUUGUACGCGAGGUAGACGUGCCAGCGCUGGUCCUGCUCGAUCGCCGAUGCGCCGUUGAUGAACCAGUGCAGGAACCACUCCAUCCGAGAGUGCAGCAACUUGGAACCCGCUAUCGGCAAACGUGCACCUUCUCACCUCGAUCUGCUCAUCCCCCGCCCCCGCCGUGUGCCCCAACACCCCCACCCGCUCCCCCGGCGGCAGGAAUGGCCACCCACGAGUCGUCCGGCACUCCAGCUUGGCGACGAAGUCAUGCUCCGAAGGGCAAAAGCCGCCGGGGAAGGGCACCAUGGCCAGGCGGUCCAUGACGCGCUUGCGGGAGGCCUGGAAGGACGGGCUCUCGCCCUCCACCUUCACGAACAGGUCAAAGGUGUCCGGGAUGUAGUAGAUGCGGACUGCGAGCUCCUCGAAUCCCAUGAUCACCUGGUCGGUGUCGAAGAAGUGGUUGGCGAAGGAGGGCGAGAACGUCACCGGCGGCUUGCGAUAGUCGUCGAGGGACCCACACGGGUGAAAGAAGACGCUAGAGAGGGCGUUGACGCGCAGCGAACGGGUGACGCGACCCUCGAGCCUCUGCUUCUUGGAUGACGGCUCCCCCAUGCCCUCGGCCGGCUGAGGGCGAGAUCUGGUGCUUCGACGCGGCUGUAGUGACAUAAUUACCACCUGUUGCAUCCGCGAGCUAAUAGAUCGGCCAAUCAGCGGCAUUCUCUGAAAAUGGUCUCGCCUGCUGCCUGAAGCCCACACACACACUGCUGCAAUCACCCGUCCGCUCCCUCUGGCGAUCUCCCGCUCCUCGCGAUAAGGCCCCGCGCCUUGCACCACAGCAGCAGCAGAUCUGGCACGCCCAGGACGCCUCAUCAGCCACGAGAGCCGGCGCACAUCCCAUCUCGCACAGGGCCGAAUGGUCUUGUGGUCAGCUCAGGUGCGACUCAACCGCCGACAGAAAUGGCGUAGAUCAGGGAAGGGGUGAGGGGGAUAGCACUGCAAGCGUCGUAGUUUCGCCUCUCC
Vitrella brassicaformis is the source of this 5071-nucleotide messenger RNA. The record is from the annotation of a GenBank genome assembly. NCBI's taxonomy places the organism in Eukaryota, Vitrellaceae.